AUGAAGGAAGAGGCUGUAUAUCCCUCAACAAGUCCCGAGGCGUCAUCCUCCUCGCUCACGCCAGGCGGCGGACCGCCGAAGAAGAAACAGAAGAGAAACAAACCUACUCUGAGUUGCGAAGAAUGCGUCGAGCGUAAGACCAAAUGUGAUCGCAGUCGACCUCAUUGUCUGGCGUGCAUCAAGAGACAGUCAGUAUGUAAAUACUCAGUCAUAGCGAACUUGAUUGCAACAUCCCAAGAUGGCGAUGGCGCUGCGCGUAACUCGGGACGACCUAGAAAGCAGCAGCAGAAACCCGCACAACUCCAGCUUGGCAGCGACACGCAGUCUCAUCCACUUCCUCUUCAGGCACAUGCUCAGGUGCCAACACCAGUAAGGGCGCAAUAUCGCAGCGUGUCUCUUUCGUCGUCUGGAUCAUCGCCGUUUCUGUUGUCCAAUGUGCCAUUUUCGAGCAGAGCUCCACAGCCAUUCUUUGGCCUUGGCUCUGAACAUCCCUUCGCCAACUACUGGACCAGUCGCGGCGGCAUAGCUGAAGUUGUGGGUGUAUUGCCCGCGAAGGAGCAAGCCGAUAUUCUUGUCGAUAAGUAUUUCGAUGCUGUAGAUCCCGUAUAUCCUAUGAUACAUCGGCGGAACUUCUAUGCUGACUAUGAGCGCUUCUGGGCAAUGUCGCCAGAAGAGAGGCAGGUUGCUGACCCGGUAGUGGUUGCCCUGCAUUUUGUGGUGUAUGCUAUGGGUACCCAGUUCAUUCACACACCUUCCAAUCAUGAACGAGCGCAGAUAGCGGAGUUUUACGUUUCCGCGGCGCAGCAGGCCCUGAGAUUGUCGUCGUACCUGAGCAGAGCUUCGGUCAGGACGUUGCAGGCCAUGGUACUUAUAGGGUAUUUCCUUAUGAACGACAAUCACGCUUCUGAUGCCUGGGCAUUCGGCGGUGUCCUAGUACGACAAGCAUAUGCAAUGGGUCUACACCGAGACCCAGAUGUCAUAGCAUCUCGUUGUUCACGAAGCGACAAACAGCAGCGGCGCAAGCUCUGGCAAGCCAUCUUCUUUCAAGACACCUUCCUCACGGUCUUGCUUAAGCUUCCACCAACAACGACGUUUUCCGACGUGCGGCCCGAAUCUUUAGGAGAUGAGCUUGAUGAUUAUGCCAUGCCGAAUGGAUCUUCAAAUGGCAGCACCGACACUGCUAUCAACCCUAUGAGCAUUACCCAUAUCGCCUCAAUCAAAGAUGUAUAUCCUACAUACGAACUUGCUGAUCGCCGCUACAUUCGCUCCAUGUGGCACAUGGCCAACCUCGUCUCCCGCACGGUCUGCAUGCCUCGCUCGCUGUCCACACCGCUUACCACUUCCCUUGCACAAAAAAUGGCGCUUGUACAAGAGUACUUUGAUUUGCACCGCAGUUUCCCUCCGGAGCUGACUGCCUCCGACGACGCUACGAUCCAGAAGAUGGCCCUAUCUUCCCCUCGCUCCUUACGGCAGAACCUAUUUUUCAGGAGCAACUUCUGGCAUUGCGUCAUGGUCAUACAAAGCGACGAAAACCCGACCAAGGGAUAUACAUGCGAGGUCAAAGGCUGCCUUGAGGCCGCGAGAAUGGCGGUGCGGAGUUUCUUCCAUUUUUGGGAAUAUCUUAGGAUCGAUGCGAGUGUGUGGUGGGUGUUUCAGCAUAGAGCUUUUGAGGAAGCGCUCCUCAUAGCGCGCAUCCUUGGGCAACAGGAGCAGCCAUUAUCGCCUGGUCAUAACGGGCCUCCGAGCACCGACCCUUUACUAAGGCUUGCGAAAGAGGAUGCGAGGAAGUGCCUUGAGAUCUUGGAUUUGGUAGGCAUUGCGCCUGAGAUGCAGAAGACGCGGACGGAGGUGUUGAGGACGGCGUUUGCGGACAUCCUGUGGUGA
Molecule: messenger RNA, 1884 nt
Organism: Ascochyta rabiei
Lineage: Eukaryota; Fungi; Ascomycota; Dothideomycetes; Pleosporales; Didymellaceae
Exons: 5
Coding region: 1-1884 (627 amino acids)
Biological process (GO): DNA-templated transcription; regulation of DNA-templated transcription
Cellular component (GO): nucleus
Molecular function (GO): zinc ion binding; DNA binding; DNA-binding transcription factor activity, RNA polymerase II-specific
Source: RefSeq, a predicted model, not a curated record